AUGUGCUGGCCGCCGGCCUUAGGUCGGGCAUUUCGGGAGGCUCAGCCUGAUGUCCCCCUGCACCCUCAGGUGUGGUUCCAGAACCGCCGAACCAAGUGGCGUAAGAGGCACGCGGCGGAGAUGGCGUCGGCCAAGAAGAAGCAGGACUCAGAUGCCGAGAAGCUGAAGGUGGGCGGCUCCGACGUGGAGGACGACGACGAGUACAACCGGCCCCUGGACCCCAACUCGGACGACGAGAAGAUCACACGGCUGCUCAAGAAGCACAAACCUUCGAACUUAGCGCUGGUCAGCCCGUGCGGCGGCGCGGGGGACGCCUUGUGAGGUCUUGCGAGGCCGGAGUGCCAGGGUGGGGCGCAGCCGGCCCUCCCCGCCUCCAGCCGGCGUUGUAUAUAUAUUUUUACAGAAUAAGUUAUAAAGCUGCCGGCUCGGGCUCGGCGGAAUCACUUUGUAUCAUCAAUAAAUUAUUUAACACGGCCCCGUCGGAGCCGCGGCUCCGGCUGCACCGCGUGUUUCUUCCCGUCCUGUCUC
Molecule: messenger RNA, 528 nt
Organism: Myotis brandtii (Brandt's bat)
Lineage: Eukaryota; Metazoa; Chordata; Mammalia; Chiroptera; Vespertilionidae
Gene: NKX6-2
Product: NK6 homeobox 2
Exons: 1
Coding region: 1-321 (106 amino acids)
Molecular function (GO): DNA binding
Source: RefSeq, a predicted model, not a curated record